Messenger RNA from Spirodela intermedia, 343 nucleotides. The record is from the annotation of a GenBank genome assembly. NCBI's taxonomy places the organism in Eukaryota, Viridiplantae, Streptophyta, Magnoliopsida, Alismatales, Araceae.
AUGUCGAAGAGCAUCAGCAUCACUGUGAUCGUGCUGGCCCUCCUGCUCUUCAUGACGGAGGCCGCCCGGCCGGAGCCUGCAGACUCCAGAGCAGCCCACCAGCCGCUGGUUCGUUCUCCCUCUCUCAUCUCUCACCAACCCGGGCCUUCUGUCGAAUCCACGGGUUAGCAAAGGAUUCUCAGGCCUCUGAUCUUCGCCGCCACGGCAAUUACUUGAUUUUCUGUAGGUCGCCGCAGAGGAGCAGUCGGAUGCCGAGGUUGAGGACUGCGGUGAUGAAUGCUUGAUGAGGAGGACCCUUGCAGCUCACCUCGACUACAUCUACACCCAAGGGAAGAAGCACUGA